AUGGGGUACCUGGUGUCCGAGGGGAAAGAGGAAGUGUGCUUCAAAUUCAGGGGCCGCGUGGGUUUAAAGGCAUCAAAGGAGACGCGGGGGAGAGAGGACCACCUGGUUUUGAUGGAGAUAAGGGAGAAAAGGGGGAAGAUGGUCCUCCUGGAGUUAAGGGCUGACACUGUAUUAAAGGGCCGCAAUGGUGAUGAUGGAGUGAACGGAGCCAAAGGGGACAAAGGCGACCAUGGCUUUCAGGGAGAAAAAGGAAAUCAGGGGGACACAGGUGAACCAGGUUUACCAGGAGACAACGGGGAGAAAGGAGAAAAGGGUUUUCGAGGGGUACCUGGUCGCCCUGGAAGUCCAGGACAUUAUGGAGAAAAGGGAAACAUGGGUUUGCCUGGAAGCCCUGGAACCCCUGGCCUAAAUGGACUCACAGGACCCAAGGGAAAUAAAGGUGAAGGAGGGCUGAAUGGAGCGGAUGGAGCAGUUGGGGUGAAGGGUGACAAGGGAAUAGCUGGAUUUCCUGGUUUCCCUGGAUUCAAAGGAUCGGCUGGAAUCUCAGGCAGAGACGGAGACGUGGGACCACCCGGAGCGCCAGGACUGAGGGGCCUCACCGGGCCAAAGGGUGCGAUGGGUCGCCGAGGCCGGUCAAAGCCCUGUCAGAAGGGAGAACCAGGAAUCUCAGGUCUACGAGGGCUUACAGGAAUGAUUGGGAUUGAUGGCAUUAAAGGAGACAAAGGAGAGCCUGGACUAUCGGCGUCUGAGGUGAAGGAGCUGGUGUCACAGGAGGUGGUGGACCAGUGCGGUCUGGAAUAUAAGUUCAUGGUGAAGUCUGUGGAUCCGGAUGGCACUAAACCGGUGAGGGGAGAUAAGCCACACAGUCCUGAGAAUUCCCUGGGACUGAGUUCAGGUCUGAACCAUAAGGAGGGGCCAGAGGAGGGGCCUGAGGAGGGACCUGAGGAGGGGCCAGAGGAGGGACCAGAGGAGCUCCUUCACACUGCUGCCACUCUGACUCCAAGAGAGAAACCCGAGCCAAUAAACCGCACUGACACUGUUCAGCGAGACGACGUGGCCAGGAUGAAAAGAGGAGUGUUUGGAGCACGUAAUAGUGGUCGAGAGCAGUGUCUGGAGCCGAUGAAGGAGGGGUCCUGUUCAGAGUACAUGUUACUGUGGUACUUCCACGCCCCGUCGGGGGAGUGUAGGCCCUUUGUGUAUGGAGGUUGUGAGGGAAACCAGAACAGGUUCUCUACCAGGCAGCACUGUCAGCUCUGGUGUGGGCCCGGGCAAAAAGAUCAACUGGCACUGAAUCGUGGAGAUGAAGACUGA
Knipowitschia caucasica is the source of this 1311-nucleotide messenger RNA. NCBI's taxonomy places the organism in Eukaryota, Metazoa, Chordata, Actinopteri, Gobiiformes, Gobiidae. The record is from the annotation of a GenBank genome assembly.